Molecule: messenger RNA, 2798 nt
Organism: Sturnus vulgaris (Common starling)
Lineage: Eukaryota; Metazoa; Chordata; Aves; Passeriformes; Sturnidae
Gene: LURAP1
Product: leucine rich adaptor protein 1
Biological process (GO): positive regulation of cytokine production; positive regulation of canonical NF-kappaB signal transduction
Source: RefSeq, a predicted model, not a curated record
AUGGAGGGCGGCGGGGAGGCGCUGCCCGCGGACCUGCGGGACCUGGCGGGCAAGGUGGGACGGCGCCCGCCCGCCGUGCUGCUGCGGGGGCUACGGGCCGACACCGCCCCCGCGCCGCCAGCGCCGCCUGCGCCGCCCGCGACACCCGCACCGGCCCGCGGUGCCUACCCGCCGCUCGCCGAACGCCUCCGGACGCUCCGCCUCGAGCUGGCUUACCUGCGAGCGGUGGAUGUGAAGAUCCUGCAGCAGCUGGUGGUGGUGAACGAAGGCAUCGAGGCGGUGAAGUGGCUGCUGGAGGAGCGGAGCACCCUGACCAGCCGCUGCAGCAGCCUGGCCAGUAGCCAGUACAGCCUGGUGGAGAGCCAGGAGGCCUCACGGCGGGGCAGCUGGGACAGCCUGCAGGACCCCAACGACAGGCUGGACAGCAUCUCCGUUGGCAGCUACCUGGACACCUUGGCUGAUGACAUGGAUGAGUACUCCCACAACGCUGCUGAAACUGCUGCUGCAUCCACAUCGGGCAGAGCCCUGGCCAGGGCAGAGCAGGAUUGGGUCAGGAUUGACCCCGAGAGGGGGCUUGCAAAGCAAGAGAAGGACAAAGAGGAGCAUGAGUGGCCCCAUGUGGACCUCUCUCCACCUGGGUUGCCCCAGGAUCACCACUUUGCUAAGGAGCCCCAGGUGGCCAAUGGGUAUUUGGGCCAGCAGUCCCCCUCUCUGGAACCAGACAGAGACACCAGAUCACCACCAGGGGCCAGGGAGAGGCUGGGGAAGGGAAAUCCAGAUGGGAAGGCUUGGAAAGCUGAGGCUGACCUUGAGAACUGCAAACUCAACAGCAAACUGCACCUGGAGUACGAUGCCCACUGGCGCUGGCUCCAGUCACAGGAUGAUGUGACAUUCUUAUAGCCCGUGGCUUUGCCUUUCCAGUCCGGCUCUCCCAGCUGCCUACUCUGCUUCACUUGUCUUUGCUUGGGAGAGUUGGGGUGGCUGGAGAGGGGGGCCAGGCUGGCUUGGUGGUGGUGCACUGUUUCUCUGAUGGCCCCCACAGCAUUUGGUGAUGCAGCCAUAAGGGACUGGGUGCCUGCCCUGCAGCACAUUUCUGGGAGAGGAGGGGUGAGGUGGGUCCUGUUAGAUUUAAUCCUUUGCUCUAGGGUGUUGAUUGCAGGUGGCCGGACGCCCCUCUGUUGUCCUUGGUGGUGGUGGGGAAACCUGGAACAGUGGUGUUCCUGAGAUCUCUCCUAAUCAUUAGCUUCCUGUGUACAAAAACUGGGGACCCUUCCCCCAGAAUAACUACCCUGAGAGGACAGGAGACGCUGCCAUGCAUCCAGAGCUUGGUGGCACCAGCAUGCUCAGUGUGGGGCAGGACCAUCAGCAGGGUAUCCCUGUUGGAUCUGCUCAUUUCCAUCAUUGUCUUCAAGGCCAGUGUCCAUCCACGGCAGAGUAGUAGACCUGGCCCCAGCACAUGGUGGAUGCUAAAAAAACCCUUCCUUGUGGUUGAUGCCCUGCCUGGUUUAGAUGCCUCUGUGAAGCCACUCUGAGAUGGGGCUGGGGAGCCUCUGUCCAUACCCUGCAGAGGAAGGAUGGUGGUGCAGACUUCCCGAUGUGAUGACAUGAGAACGACAAAGCACUGGGUGGGAUAUGGAAAUGCAGUUCUCCCAGUUUGUUCCUGGAUUGUCUUCUUUGGGAGCAGUCCUGCAGAAUCCCUGGGAUGUGGCAGUGGACAGGCAGCCUGGCAGAGCCUGCAGGGCUCAGACGCAGAGAGGCUCCUGCUCUCCCCUGGCACGGUGUGAGGUGGUGAAGGCUGGAUUUCUCUGGCUGUGUGAUGAGUGGUGCCAGGUCUGUGUCUCCUACCAGCAACCAGAAACACGAGGCUGCUCGUUGGGGUGGAUUUGCAUUGAUUCUGCCCUGGAGACAUCUCUGUCUUUUUAGCCUUGGCUUCUGCCUGUGCCUUUUGCUGUCCCCACCAUGCCUUCCAGCAUGCCCCUUGCUAGCUUGUAGAGCAUGGCUUGUAGCUGGAGCUGUGUGAGAGCUUGGGCAGAACUUUCUUCCUUCACCAGAUGAUGCAGGAAAGGACCUGAGCAUCCUGAUUCAAGGAGCCAAGCUCUUCCACAUUUGUGAAUAAGCCUGGAGUGUCCUGACUUCAGAACCCAUGGGUACAUCUGUCCCCAGCCAAGUGCUGUGACAGCUUUGCUCUCACCAUCAUGCUGUUGUUCCCUUGUCUGCGUGGGUCACAGCUUGGAUCUGUCUGUGCUGGGAUGAUAGGAGUGGGGACAUUGUCUCGUGAGGUCAGUGGGAAGCUAAGAGAGAGGGAGGUGACUGGCUGUGACUUUCUGGAUAGGAGAUGUGAGCUGGCUGUGGUUAGGAAGGUGGCGGGGUGCACAAUAGGUUUGGCUUGGUGUCUGUGAAGCAGCACCUUCAGUGGAAAUUACCCUCUGUUCUGAGAGCCCUGAGCACCCUCCCUUCCCCUGCAGAUCCUCAGAAGAUGGUACCUGCUGAGGACUUGGUGAAUCCUGGCAAACUGGGAGUGGGUUGCCCUAUGCAACAAGCAUCCUUCUGCCUGCCCUGGAGCAGCUGUGCUUGGCUUGCCUUUGCCUGCGAGUAGCUUGUGGCUUCCUAUGUGGCUGUGCUGCUGACACUGAGCCACCAUGUCCCCAAGGCUGGCUGUCCCCUGCUUUCCUGCUAACCCUGCAUGCAAUGAAUCAGCUGAGGGUCCCUGGGGGAGACAGGGUGAGUCCUUUGGCGCUGUUAAAAUCAUUCUCAACAAAAAAUAGCUGGCUUAAUAAAUGUUUGUGUUUCUCCCAGGC